Messenger RNA from Lutra lutra (Eurasian river otter), 3003 nucleotides. RefSeq names its product rhomboid like 1 (gene RHBDL1). The transcript has 8 exons. Gene Ontology annotation, molecular function: serine-type endopeptidase activity. NCBI's taxonomy places the organism in Eukaryota, Metazoa, Chordata, Mammalia, Carnivora, Mustelidae. The coding region runs from base 1142 to 2557 and encodes 471 amino acids. Gene Ontology annotation, cellular component: membrane. The record is from RefSeq and is a predicted model, not a curated record.
AGCUGUGGUCUGGGAGCCUCUGCAUCCAUCCAGGCCUGAGCUGGCCUACGGGGUUCUGAGAAGCGAGACCUUCCUGAUGGCUGCUCCCGCCUGCCGCAAGCUCAGCAGUCUGGCUGGGGUGUGCCGAGGGUCUAGGACUCUGGGAUGGGACUGGGGUGUGCCCAGACACUCUGCUUCUGGUGUGCAGGGUUGGACCGGCCUGGGAAAUUGCCAUUUUUCUUCACACCCUGGCCCGAUGCCUUAGCCCCCCGCCCUGGGUAGGGGACAGCCAGAGAGCCACACCCUACAGGGUGGGGAACUGAGAACCUUUGCUGGGCUGAGGAGAGGGCCCAGUGUGGGGCCGGGUCAUCUACUUGGUAUGUGUUCUGGGGCCUGGAGCAGAGAGCCUGCAGCGUGGCUGGGCAUGCCCUCCUUCCUGGCAUCGGGCCCUCUCUGCAAGGCAGCCUCCCCCAAGCCCCAAGGUGCUGCUUGUGGGAGGUGAUGCUGCACAGAGAUGCUGUGGCCUGACACAGGUCUGGCUUGACCCUGAAGUUGUUCUUCCACCGGCCCCCCAGCCCCUCAGCCCCGCUGGCCCUCAUCCCAUGGGUGUGGUUCUCACCUGCCUUCGGGUGGGGCUGGCUGCCAGGAGGGUGGACUGGGGCAUCAGGAUUGUGAGGGGCCCAGGAGGGGUUGCUCUGACGGCACAUCCCCGUGGUCUCUGUCGCCUCCUAUGGGGAGCUCUUGCCCUCCCCAGGAAGUAGGGACCCUUUCCUAGCCCAGCUGCAGCCCCACACUGACGUCCGUGGGUCUGCCUGGGCUACCCAUGAACUCGCGGAGCUGGAGGUCCCCCUGUCCAGCACCGAGCCACGGGAGUGGUCAGGGGUCUCUGGUCCCAGGUGGGUGCGGUGGGUUGGUGUCCGUGGACCGAGUGGAGGCCCCUGCACCAAGCCUUCCCCACCUGCCCCCACUAGUCGCCCUUUAGCAGGUGGUGGGGCUCACGGUGGGGCUGCGGUGCGUGCCUGGCAGGGUUCCCUGGCCUGAGGAAGGCGUCCUGGGCAGCCAGGAGGGGGCUUCAGCGCUGAAGCCCCAAGCAGAGGGGCGCGCGAGGGAGGCAUCUGGGUGCUGCCCUGUGACUCAGUUUCCCGGCCGCUGUGCCCGCUUGAUGAGCAGCCCAGGCACAGAACGGGAAGGCGGUGAGCGGGGCGGCAAGACCCGAGCUCCGGUCGGGGCCGUUCCUUCUCGGGGCGCGUCGGCAAGCAGGGCGCGCGCGUGUCCCGGCCGCGCGUGGAGGGGCCGGCGGCGGCGGCGCGCGCGCGGGGGCGGGCGGCUCUGGCUCCGUGACGCGGCGCCGAGCGGAGCGGGCGGAGCGGGCGGGCCGGGGCGGAGCGGAGUCGUCCGCAGAGCAGCCCCUUCCGGCCGCGGCCGCCGACCCCGGCCCCCGGCCCCGCCUGGCUCUAUGGACAGGAGCUCGCUGCUGCAGCUUAUCCAGGAGCAGCAGCUGGACCCUGAGCACACAGGUUUCAUCGGUGCGGACACCUUCACCGGCCUGGUGCACAGCCAUGAGCUGCCCCUGGACCCGGCCAAGCUGGACAUGCUGGUGGCCUUGGCCCAGAGCAACGAACGGGGCCAGGUCUGCUACCAGGAGCUGGUGGACCUGAUCAGCAGUAAGCGCUCCAGCAGCUUUAAGCGGGCGAUCGCCAAUGGGCAGAGGGCGCUGCCGCGGGACGGGCUGCUGGAUGAGCCAGGCCUGGGCGUCUACAAGCGGUUUGUGCGCUACGUGGCCUACGAGAUCCUGCCCCGAGAGGUGGACCGCCACUGGUACUUCUACCGGCACCGCAGCUGCCCACCCCCCGUGUUCAUGGCCUCAGUCACCCUUGCCCAGAUCAUCGUGUUCCUGUGCUACGGGGCCCGUCUCAACAAGUGGGUGCUGCAGACCUACCACCCCGAGUACAUGAAGAGCCCACUCGUGUACCACCCCGGCCACCGUGCUCGAGCCUGGCGCUUCCUCACCUACAUGUUCAUGCACGUCGGCCUGGAGCAACUAGGGUUCAACGCGCUCCUGCAGCUCAUGAUCGGGGUGCCCUUGGAGAUGGUGCACGGUCUGCUCCGCAUCAGCCUGCUCUACCUGGCCGGUGUGCUGGCAGGCUCCCUGACUGUCUCCAUUACCGACAUGCGGGCCCCUGUGGUGGGGGGCUCUGGUGGGGUCUACGCCCUGUGCUCGGCACACCUGGCCAACGUCGUCAUGAACUGGGCUGGGAUGAGGUGUCCCUACAAGCUGCUGAGGAUGGUGCUGGCCUUGGUGUGCAUGAGUUCCGAGGUGGGCCGGGCCGUGUGGCUCCGCUUUUCCCCACCGCUGCCUGCCUCAGGCCCCCAGCCCAGCUUCAUGGCACACCUGGCAGGUGCGGUGGUAGGGGUCAGCAUGGGUCUGACCAUCCUGCGCAGCUAUGAGGAACGCCUGCGGGACCAGUGUGGCUGGUGGGUGGUGCUGCUCGCCUAUGGCACUUUCCUGCUCUUUGCCAUCUUCUGGAACGUCUUCGCCUACGACCUGCUGGGCGCCCACAUCCCUCCACCUCCCUGAUGGGCUCCCCAGGGCUGCACAGGCCAGGGCACAGGUGUAUGUGGGCUGGCCACCAGGCGAGCCUGCAUGUCUGCUCUCUGUGAAUGUACAUCUCAAGACUGCUUCUCCUCUGUGGGGGCAGGUGUCCCCAGUAACCCACUGAGUCCAGGCCAAGCCUUACACCAGCCCUGGCCACCCCCUCCCAGGCCUGGGGAGGUAGGACUGCCUGGCUAGGCAGUGGAGGUCCCCAGGUGUGGCCCCAGAGGAGACCCUGCCCCGGCCUCUCCCCCACGAUUUGCGGUCUGAGCCUUUUUGGAGAAUGAAUAAAUAUUUUACACAGCAGCAGGUGGCUGUACCAGGGCUCUGGGGGGCUGUCCUGGCCUCCCUCCCACUCACUGAGCAGUGUAAGGGCUCUUCCCUCCAUGUGGACAACCCGAGCUUUCCCCUUGCUUGUCUGCACUGGUGUG